Molecule: messenger RNA, 705 nt
Organism: Guillardia theta CCMP2712
Lineage: Eukaryota; Cryptophyceae; Pyrenomonadales; Geminigeraceae
Exons: 3
Coding region: 1-705 (234 amino acids)
Source: RefSeq, a predicted model, not a curated record
AUGCUGAGUGCUGACGUGCAAGUUGGCGAUGGCGACGCAGAGGAGGACAAUACGACGAGCACGGACAGUGGCAACUACCAUGCGCACUACUCAAUCGAGAAGUCGGCGCGACUCUUCUGCGACGACCAAAUGCACGCAGUGGCUAGGAAAAUGGCAGACGGUGCCAUCGAUCUAGAUUCACUGGAACAACUAGUGCGCGUAUCAAGCGAGCAAAUGAACGCCCGCAAGUUCAUGCUCACACUCGACACGACGUUUCGUGGAGCGAACGACGACGUGAGUGGAAACGUUGCGCAUGACAGCUGGAUAGCGCCCCACGUUCACGUCGACGCCUCGUUCCACGGCAGGUUUUGGGCACUCGACGAGCGUGCAUCGCGCUGCUACAUUGGGAGGGACAUCGACAGCAUUUCGAUCAGUGCGCACAAGUGGAGCGGAGGUGUUGUCUGCGGCUGUAUUGUGAUUGCAUGCCACGCAUACGAGCACGAGCAGGAAAUGCAGAGGCGACUAGGCGGAGAUGCGUAUGUGCCAUAUCUGCGUGUGAACGACGCAAUUAUAUCGGGGAGCCGAGACGGACUGAUCGCACCGCUGGGGCGUGCACGCUUCGACAGCUCGAUUGGAAGGCGGAAUAUGAAAGGAGCAAACGGCUCGAGGCUUUGUUCGAGUCGCUUCGGGAAGCUUCUGGCGUGCCGCAUAGCCGGAGUGAGAUGA